Messenger RNA from Miniopterus natalensis, 1032 nucleotides. RefSeq names its product tachykinin precursor 1 (gene TAC1). The record is from RefSeq and is a predicted model, not a curated record. Lineage: Eukaryota; Metazoa; Chordata; Mammalia; Chiroptera; Miniopteridae. Gene Ontology annotation, molecular function: substance P receptor binding. Gene Ontology annotation, biological process: positive regulation of cytosolic calcium ion concentration; inflammatory response; tachykinin receptor signaling pathway.
CACCCCCCCAAUGUAUGCAGUUUUUCUCUCCGCGAUCUCUUCUCCCCGCUCUCUCCAGAAAUCCAGCAUGAAAAUCCUCGUGGCCUUGGCAGUCGUUUUUCUCGUCUCCACUCAACUGUUUGCAGAAGAAAUCGGAGCCAACGAUGAUCUCAAUUACUGGUCCGACUGGUCCGACAGCGACCAGAUCAAGGAGGAGCUGCCCGAGCCCUUUGAGCACCUUCUGCAGAGAAUCGCCCGGAGACCGAAGCCCCAGCAGUUCUUCGGCUUAAUGGGCAAACGGAACGCUGAUUCCUCAGUUGAAAAACAAGCGGCCCUGUUAAAGGCUCUUUAUGGACAUGGCCAGAUUUCUCAUAAAAGACAUAAAACAGAUUCCUUUGUUGGACUUAUGGGCAAAAGAGCUUUAAAUUCUGUGGCUUACGAAAGGAGUGCAAUGCAGAAUUACGAAAGAAGACGUAAAUAAACUGCCUAAUGUGUUCUUUACCGAGCUUCAUUUGUGUCAAUGGCCAAUAAAAGGUAAAAAAAAAAAAAAAAAAGAGAAAUGCACUACGAGGAAUAAUUAAUUAUUUAUUUAAUAACAAUCAUUGUUUUGAGUUGAAAACUCAAAAAGUGUUUAUUUUUCAUAUUGUGCCAAUAUGUGCUGUAAAAGUGUGUUAUAAUUAUAAUAUGAUGACUCCCUCAGAAAUAGAAAUCAGUGGUAAUUUCUCAAUAAAGCACAGUGUUCAAUGAAAUUGUAAAAACCUGCCGACAGCAGUCUCUGAAAAAAGACAUCAUUUUUGUUUCUUGGGGCAAUCACGUCAGCUCCUGCUGAAGGAAAGGAAACUCACAGACAGGCCUGCGCUUCUCCGUUUGUUUUCAUGGUGAAAAUGUACUGAGAUUUGGUAUCAAACUAUAUUUGUAUCCCUGCAGCAUGUUUUAUGUUUUGUGACUAUAUAGAGAUGUUUUAAAAACUUUCAAUGUGAUUCUAAGGUCUUCAUUUCAUUGUACAAUGUGUUGUGAUAGUUGACAUUUUAAAUAAAAGAAAAAAUAUCUUGA